AUGGCUACAUGUUUUUUCGUACUACCGGGAGAAGAUGAAACACGUUUUCGUCGAAGGCAUUUAAGAAAGCGUUGGAACCAAGAUGAUCUCGAGAAUUCAAAAGAAUUAUUACAUCGAUUUUUUCAUCUCUCUGCUGAUGCAUCCUUGACACCAAAACGUUAUUCUAAUUCUACUUCUAAGCCUAUAAAUUAUAAAAUAGUUGAUCGGACAGAAUAUGCUGCGAACAAACGGAUUCUGAACGAUGUUUUUGAAACGGACCUUGUACUCACAACACCUCAAAUGCAACGUAUCAUCCAUGAUUUUCGAAAAAAGCGAUUGAGAAAAUUGCUGAAAAACAAGCGUAAGGCGAUUAUUGGCGGCACAUUUCGUUGGCCACGACAGAUUGUCCCAUACGUCUUUAAAGAUACUGAUCGUGAGUGGCGACAAACAAUUCUUAAAGGGAUGAGUAAAUGGGAAAGAGAAACAUGCAUAAGUUUUAAGGAGCGUACUGAUGAAAAGGACUUCGUGUACAUAUUUCGAGGAGCAGGGUGUUAUUCAAGCGUUGGAAGAAUAGGUGGCAAACAGUUUACUUCUAUUGGUUAUGGAUGCGAAAGUGGUGGCAUUGUUGCUCAUGAGCUGGGGCACACACUUGGGUUCUGGCAUGAACAAAGUCGACCAGAUCGUGAUAAGUUCAUAAACAUCAAUGAAGAUCAUAUAUUUCCUGGUACCAAAGGAAAUUUCGAAAUACGGGAUGAUGCUGCCACCACUGAUGUACCUUAUGACUUUGGUUCAGUAAUGCAUUACGGUCCACAGGCUUUUACUAAUGAUUAUCACUAUGUGACCAUCGAAACAAAAGACUAUCGGUUUCAGCAUACAAUUGGUCAAAGGCAUGACCUCUCUUUUAUUGAUAUUAAAGAAGCAAAUAAAAUGUACUGCGCUGAUAGAUGUAAAGUGAAACUCAACUGCUUGAAUGGUGGAUACGAAGACCCGAAAAACUGUACUGUUUGCAAGUGUCCUUCAGGAAUUGGUGGGAUACGUUGUGAAAGCAUUCCAUUAUCUAGUGGGAAUUGCGGAGGAGAACUGAUUGCUGCUGAUCACUGGUUGACUCUGAAAAGUAGUACUAUUGGAAAUUGUUUUUGGCGAAUCACUGUACGUUUCACAAAAGCAACUCAUGGAAAAGUUCAUCUGGAAGUAUUAAAUGCGACAUACGUAUGUGAUUCGUCAUGUGCUGAUAACUACUUAGAAAUUAAGCAUGGAACAAAACUAGAACAGACUGGAUUUAGACAGUGCUGUAACGCUGCGGCUGGUGAUAUCAUUUCAGCAACGAAUCAAAUUUACGUAAUUUCAGUUGCCUUGAAAGGCCCAGCUUCUUUCACACUUCGUUACAUUCAAGAUUCUGCAUCAAAUGCGUUACCAAAGGCACCUCCAGCACGAUGGAAUGGUAAUGGCGGAUUAACUGCACUAAUUGGAGCCGAAAAUGGUAUUGACAAUACUUGGGAACAGAUUAUGCUAAAGCAACUACCGAAGGUUUUCCAAAAUUUCGGCCGGCCUUCCACGAAUCCGUUGAUUGAUAUUUCGCGUAUUGUACAAUUACUUUUCAGACCAUGA
Thelazia callipaeda (thelaziosis nematode) is the source of this 1587-nucleotide messenger RNA. The record is from the annotation of a GenBank genome assembly. NCBI's taxonomy places the organism in Eukaryota, Metazoa, Nematoda, Chromadorea, Rhabditida, Thelaziidae.